Macaca mulatta (Rhesus monkey) is the source of this 5616-nucleotide messenger RNA. Lineage: Eukaryota; Metazoa; Chordata; Mammalia; Primates; Cercopithecidae. The record is from RefSeq and is a predicted model, not a curated record.
AUGGACUGUGAGUCCAUCCCGGAGAAAUCAGUCCUGGUUGGUGAUGCCCAGCGGCCACCGAGGCCUCACUGCAAACAGCGUUGCUGCUGGUGGGCCACCUGGGGAGGAAGUGGCCACAAUAGCCACCAGAAUCCCCUCCAAUUCCCCCAGUGCACAUUUAGAUCUCCACGGGGCAUCUUUGGCCCACAAAGGGGCUCUAGGAUGGAGAGGACAACCUCCGGGGCCCCGGGCCUGGGAGCUGUAGCCGAGCGGUCCCGCCUGACCCUGGUGGGGUCAUCUGAGUCCGGCGCCCCGAGCGGCUCCAGCACGGCGCCGCCGGGCUGGGUGGGUGCCCCAGAGAGCAGGCGGCUGCGCGACUGGGGAGAAAGGCCGGAGUUGCACCCUGAAAGCGCCUCCGUCCCCACCCCUCCCGGCCCGCCGCGCCCCAGGGGCUCCACAAAGUUGCUGCAAGUCGCCGAGGCUGCAGCUGCAGGUGAGGGUGAGAAGAGGCCGCGCGGCGGGUGGGAGCGCGGUCACGGCCUGGGGUGCCGAGCGCGCCCCUUCCCAGCCCCGAGCGUGCACGCCCCCCACGGACGCGCACCCAGCACCCCACCCCCGCCGCUGCCCCCGAGGCUCCCGCCCAAUCAGAGGCCGCGCACACCGCGCCGCCUGCGGGCAGACACACCGGUUCCCUCGCCUGCGCCCCUGCGGUCCUGGCCCCGCCGCAGCGUCCCGGCCCGGCCACACUCACCGUCUUGGGCGCGCAGUCCGCGCGUGGCUCCGCUCCGGAUCCCCUGCCACGCCGGCCGGAGCUUUCGGAGCGCCACCCUGGGCCCCUCCUGGACCCGCCGGCCUCAGGUGCCCCGCUGCUCCCCGUGGGGACCCGGCGGGCGGCCCGGCUCCCGCACCCUGCCUAGCCGGGCCGCGGCCGCGCUCCCAGCCCGAACCCGGGCCCAGGUGCCGACUCGGGCUCCCCGCACUAAGCGCCGGCCCCCUCCACUGCGCCGCCGUCCUUCUCUCCCCCUCUUCCAGCCCGGCCUCUCCGGCGCCUCCCUGCCUUCUCCCACCGGCCCAGCCCGGUCCUCGUUCUCCCCGCUGCUCUCCCGGGUGCCGCCCGCCGCUCGUGGGGCCCAGGGUUCGAGCGCGCAGGAUAGCGCACUCGGCUCGACCGGCCCCACCCGGGGGCGCCGGGGAGGGGGCAUCGCCGCGCGGGAACAGUCCGGGGCGGUGGCGCAGCAGGGGCCGUGCGGGCGACGCCCUGUCCGCCGCCGUGGAGCCCGGCCCUCGGGGCUGGAGGGAAUGGUUCCCCACCCAGCAUGCUCCGAUUACCAGGGUGACCUGAGCAGCUGUGAAUCUCCUCAUCAGCUGAGCCCCCAGGUGGUCACAGGAGAGGCGGCUGUGGCCGGCCCCCCCUCCGCCUCCCGCAGCCCUGCUGGCCCUGGGCCACUCUGGCCCCUGUCAUGGGAACCGAGGAACCAUGAGGGUGCGCCAGCAUGGACCCCUUUCUUCAACCCACCGGUACCUCUUUGUGGCACCUCACCUCCUCCAGGCAAGCAUCUGAGCCUGGACCACAGCUCCCUCUCUCACACAGCUUCCUUCUUCGGUGAGAACCACCUGGAGGUGCCUGUGGCCACAGCUCUGACCGACAUAGACCUACAGCUGCAGUUCUCCACGUCCCAGCCCGAAGCCCUCCUUCUCCUGGCAGCAGGCCCAGCUGACCACCUCCUGCUGCAGCUCUACUCUGGACGCCUGCAGGUCAGAUUUGUCCUGAGCCAGGAGGAGCUGAAGCUGCAGACCCCAGCAGAGAAGCUGCUGAGUGACUCCUUUGCCCAUACUAUGGUGCUGAGUGUCCUAGAGGGCUGGGCCACAUUGUCAGUUGAUGGAUUUCUGAACGCCUCCUGUACAGUCCCAGGAAACCCCAUAGAGGUCCCCUAUGGGCUCUUUGUUGGGGGUACUGGGAGCCUUGGCCUGCCCUACCUGAGGGGAAGCAGCCGACCCCUGAGGGGUUGCCUCCAUGCAGCCACCCUCAAUGACUGCAGCCUCCUCAGAGUGCAGGUGCUGUUCAGCGUGACCCGAGGGGCACGUGACGGUGAGCUCAACCCGGGUGCCCAGGCACAAAAAAUGUUCACCCUUCUGGACGUGGUGAACCGCAAGGCCCGCUUCAUCCACGAUGGCUCUGAGGACACCUCCGACCAGCUGGUGCUGGAGGUGUCAGUGACGGCUCGGGUGCCUCUGCCUUCAUGCCUGCGGAGGGGCCAAACUGACCUCCUGCCCAUCCAGGUCAACCCUGUCAAUGACCCUCCCCGCAUCGUCUUCCCACAUGGCAGCUUCAUGGUGAUCCUGGAACACACACAGAAGCCACUGGGGCCCGAGGUUUUCCAGGCCUAUGACCCAGACUCUGCCUGUGAGGGCCUCACCUUCCAGUUCCUCGGCACCCCCUCUGGCCUCCCUGUGCAGCGCCGAGACCAGCCUGGGGAGCCAGCAACCGAGUUCUCCUGCCAGGAGUUGAAGGCCGGCAGCCUAGUCUGUGUCCACCGCGGUGGCCCUGCACAGGACUUGACAUUCCGGGUCAGCGAUGGACUGCAGGCCAGCCCCCCGGCCACGCUGAAGGUGGUGGCUGUCCGGCUGGCCAUACAGAUCCACCGCAGCAAGGCCCAAGGCCCUGCCAUGCCCAUCUUGCCCGCCAACCUGUCGGUGGAGACCAAUGCCGUGGGGCAGGAUGUGAGCGUGCUGUUUCGCGUCACCAGAGCCCUGCAGUUUGGGGAGCUGCAGAAGCAGGGGGCAGGUGGGGUGGAGGGUGCUGAGUGGUGGGCUACACAGGCGUUCCACCAGCGGGAUGUGGAGCAGGGCCGCAUGAGGUACCUGAGCACCGACCCACAGCACCACACAGAGGACACCGUGGAGAACCUGGCCCUGGAGGUGCAGGUGGGCCAGGAGAUCCUGAGCAAUCUGUCCUUCCCAGUGACCAUCCAGAGAGCCACCGUGUGGAUGCUGCAGCUGGAGCCACUGCACACUCAGAACACCCAGCAGGAGACCCUCACCACAGCCCACCUGGAGGCCACCCUGGAGGAGGCAGGCCCAAGCCCCCCAGCCUUCCACUGUGAGGUGGUUCAGGCUCCCAGGAAAGGCAACCUUCAACUUCAGGGCACGAGGCUGUCAGACGGUCAGGGCUUCACCCAGGAUGACAUACAGGCUGGCCGGGUGACCUAUGGGGCCACGGCACAUGCCUCGGAGGCAGUCGAGGACACCUUCCGUUUCCGUGUCAGAGCUCCGCCAUAUUUCUCCCCACUCUAUACCUUCCCCAUCCACAUUGGUGGUGACCCAGAUGCGCCCGUCCUCACCAAUGUCCUCCUCGUGGUGCCUGAGGGUGGUGAGGGUGUCCUCUCUGCUGACCACCUCUUUGUCAAGAGUCUCAAUAGUGCCAGCUACCUCUAUGAGGUCAUGGAGUGGCCCCGCCAUGGGAGGUUGGCUUGGCGUGGGACACGGGACAAGACCACUAUGGUGACAUCCUUCACCAAUGAAGACCUGUUGCGUGGCCGGCUGGUCUACCAGCAUGAUGACUCCGAGACCACAGAAGAUGAUAUCCCAUUUGUUGCUACCCACCAGGGUGAGAGCAGUGGUGACAUGGCCUGGGAGGAGGUACGGGGAGUCUUCCGGGUGGCCAUCCAACCCGUGAAUGACCACGCCCCUGUGCAGACCAUCAGCCGCGUCUUCCAUGUGGCCCGGGGUGGGCGGCGGCUGCUGACUACAGACGACGUGGCCUUAGACUCGGGCUUUGCUGACGCCCAGCUGGUGCUGACACUCAAGGACCUCCUCUUUGGCAGUACCGUGGCCGUGGAUGAGCCCAUGCGGCCCAUCUACCACUUCACCCAGGAGGCCUCAGAAAGAGGCGAGUCCUGUUCAUGCGCUUGGGCUGAUCAUGGCUGGAUCUAGCUGCAGGUGUCCGAUGGGCAACACCAGACCACUGCGCUGCUGGAGGUGCAGGCCUCGGAGCCCUACCUCCUUGUGGCCAACGGCUCUGGUCUUGUGGUCCCUCAAGGAGGUCAGGGCACCAUUGACACAGCUGAGCCCCACCUGGACACCAACCUUGACAUCUGCAGUGGGGAUGAGGUGCACUACCAUGUCACAGCCGGCCCUCGCUGGGGGCAGUUGCUCUGGGCCACUCAGCCAGCCACAGCCUUCUCCCAGGAGGACCUGCUAGACGGGGCCAUUCUCUACGGCCUCAAUGGCAGCCUCAGAACCUGUGACACCCUGAUCUUCUCAAUGGAAGUGGGGCCAGUGCACACGGAUCCCACGCUACAAGUGACCAUUGCCCUAGAGGGUCCACUGGCCCCACUGAAGCUGGUCCGGCACAAGAAGAUCUAUGUCUUCCAGGGAGAGGCAGCUGAGAUCAGAAGGGACCAGCUGGAGGCAGCCCAGGAGGCAGUGCCGCUGGCAGACAUCGUAUUCUCAGUGAAGAAGCCACCGAGUGCCGGCUACCUGGUGAUGGUGUCUCGUGGCGUCUUGGCAGAUGAGCCACCCAGCCUGGACCCCGUGCAGAGCUUCUCCCAGGAGGCAGUGGAUGUGGGCAGGGUCCUGUACCUGCACUCCUGCCCUGAGGCCUGGAGCGAUGCCUUCUCACUGGAUGUGCCCUUGGGCCUGGGUGCUCCCCUCAAGGGUGUCCGCGUGGAGCUAGAGGUGCUGCCUGCUGCCAUCCCACUGGAGAUGCAAAACUUCAGUGACCCCGAGGGUGGCAGCCUCACCCUGGCCCCUCCACUGCUCUGUGUCACCGGGCCCUACUUCCCCACUCUCCUCGCCCUCGGCCUGCAUGGGGCCCUGCAGAAGGAGGACGGACCUCAAGCCAGGACCCUCAGCGCCUUCUCCUGGAGAGAGGUGGAAGAGCAGCUGAUCCGCUACGUGCACGACAGGAGCGAGACACUGACAGACAGUUUUGUCCUGAUGGCUAACGCCUCCGAGAUGGACUGCCAGAGCCAUCCUGUGGCCUUCACUGUCACCAUCCUGCCUGUCAAUGACCAACCCCCCGUCCUCACUACAAACACAGGCCUGCAGAUGUGGGAGGGGGCCACUGUGCCCAUCCCUGCGGAGGCCCUAAGGAGCAUGGACAGUUACUCUGGGCCUGAGCAUCUGGUUUACACCAUUGAGCAGCCCAGCAAAGGGCGGGUAGUGCUGUGGGCAGCGCCGGGCACCAAGGUGCACAGCUUCACGCAGGCCCAGCUGGACGGCAGGCUCGUGCUGUUCUCACACAGUGGAGCCCUGGAUGGAGGCAUCCACUUCAGCUUCUCUGACGACAAGCACACUUCCUCUGGACGCUUCUUCCGAGUGAUGGCCCAGAAGCAAGUGCUCCUCUCGCUAGAGGGCAGCUGGACACUGACUGUCUGCCCAGGGUCCGUCCAGCCACUCAGCAGCCAGAGCCUCAGAGCCAGCUCCAGCGCAGGCACUGACCCCCAGCUCCUGCUCUACAGUGUGGUCCUGGGCCCCCAGCUAGGCCAGCUGUUCCAUGCCUAGCAGGACAGCACAGGGGAGGCCCUGGUGAACUUCAUUCAGGCAGAGUGUGCCGAGUGGCUGCAUGCCCCAGAUCUGUGCUGCACGUGCCAGCCAGUGAGGCUGAUUGGGUCAGGCAAGUCCAUCCCAUCCUGA